Molecule: messenger RNA, 453 nt
Organism: Linum trigynum
Lineage: Eukaryota; Viridiplantae; Streptophyta; Magnoliopsida; Malpighiales; Linaceae
Source: the annotation of a GenBank genome assembly
AUGAGUUCACAACUCUCACACGAGGACCAGACCACGCCGUGGGAGGCAAAGGUUCGCCGAGCCUCGGCAGAGAUCGGGCGAGUCACGUUGGCGGUGGAGGGCGUGGGCACCAUAGCGACCAAGCUCGACCCAACGGGAACAGCCGAGGCGGCUGGUCAGCAGGCGGAGGAUGAGCCGGCAGAAGAGGCAAUGAGGGAACCGCCGCUAAGGCGGAAGAGCAGCCAACUGAGAGUUCCAGCGGUGACUAAAAAUCCAGCAGUGGAUGGAACACCCCCGACAACCACCAUCGAGCUCGCCACGUCAUCACCAGCCAUCGUCGAUGAUGUUCUGUCUGUCUAUGCGGGUCGACCAGCUGAAGAGGUUGCGCCGGACAAGGCGUUUCUAUCUGCUGUCAUUGUUCCAACCUUGAUGACCAUCAGGCAACAUCAGAGAGCGCGAUUGAAUCCUUCAUGA